Molecule: messenger RNA, 1239 nt
Organism: Cololabis saira (Pacific saury)
Lineage: Eukaryota; Metazoa; Chordata; Actinopteri; Beloniformes; Belonidae
Product: zinc finger protein 239-like
Exons: 3
Coding region: 1-969 (322 amino acids)
Cellular component (GO): nucleus
Source: RefSeq, a predicted model, not a curated record
AUGGCGUCCACCGCGGCAGGGAAGCAGCGGAUCCCCGAGGUGGCGAAGGUGAAGAACGAAGCUCCUGCUGAGGUGCAGAUCACCGCCGAGCAGCUGCUGAGAGAAGCCAAGGAGAGGGAGCUGGAACUUCUGCCGCCCAAGCAGGAGAUUACCGUCAAGGAGGAGCUCAACGACUCCAAGCUGAGGAAGAGGAAGAAUCAUAAAGGAAGACCCAAAAGAUACUGCUGUCGUCAUUGCAAGCAAGUCUUCACCACUUCAUCAAGCCUGAAGAUCCAUAAGAAAACUCACACUGGUGAUAAACCAUACAGCUGUGAUCAGUGUGGAGCGGCUUUUACCCUGCAAGGUAACCUAACGACUCACCAGCGUAUUCACACUGGAGACAAGCCUUACAAGUGUGAUCAGUGUGGAGUGGCUUUUACCCAGCAAGGUGCUCUAAUAAGACACCAACGUAUUCACAGUGGAGACAAGCCUUACAGGUGUGAUCAGUGUGGAGCGGCUUUUGCCCAUCAAAGUAACCUAACGACUCACCAACGUAUUCACACUGGAGACAAGCCUUACAGGUGUGAUCAGUGUGGAGUGGCUUUUACCCAGCAAGGUACUCUAAUGAGACACCAACGUAUUCACACUGGAGACAAGCCUUACAGAUGUGAUCAGUGUGGAGUGGCUUUUGCCCUGCAAGGUAACCUAACGACUCACCAGAGUAUUCACACUGGAGACAAGCCUUACAGGUGUGAUCAGUGUGGAGCGGCUUUUGCCCAUCAAAGUAACCUAAUGACUCACCAACGUAUUCACACUGGAGACAAGCCUUACAGAUGUGAUCAGUGUGGAGCGGCUUUUGCCCAGCAAGGUGCUCUAACGACUCACCAACGUAUUCACACUGGAGACAAGCCUUACAGGUGUGAUCAGUGUGGGGCGGCUUUUGCCCAGCAAGGUGAUUUGACAAAACAUCGACGUAUUCACACUGGAUAAAAAUUGUACAUUUGUGAUCAGUGCUGAUAUAAUUUAUUUUGAGAGUUCAGUUAAAAGGCACCAAUUUAGUUUAGUUAAUUUAGUUUGAAAGGAAUAAUUCUGGUGGUUCGAUUGUUGGAAAGAUUUUGAAUUUUUUUUUUUAAAAAAGCAGCAGAUUCUUACAGCUGUAAGAGCUGUUCAGUUAUAACCAGAUUUAGAAAAUGAAGUAAAAGAAUUCAAUUCAAAAGUCUUUAUUUUGAACAUGAUGGUAGUGUAAGUCACAGACAUACU